Messenger RNA from Epinephelus lanceolatus (giant grouper), 4372 nucleotides. RefSeq names its product cytochrome P450 3A27-like. NCBI's taxonomy places the organism in Eukaryota, Metazoa, Chordata, Actinopteri, Perciformes, Serranidae. Gene Ontology annotation, molecular function: iron ion binding; steroid hydroxylase activity; oxidoreductase activity, acting on paired donors, with incorporation or reduction of molecular oxygen. The record is from RefSeq and is a predicted model, not a curated record.
UCCUCAACUACACUAGUGUGUCAUCAGCUCUCCGUCGGAACAAGGUAAAGAUGUUCGCCUUUACCUGGUUUUCACCGAGCACCUGGACUUUACUGGCUCUGUUUGUCACCCUGCUGCUACUGUAUGGCAUUUGGCCAUACAGGUUUUUCAGAAAGCUGGGUAUACCCGGACCAAGACCUCUGCCUUUUGUCGGAACAAUGCUGAACAUGAGAAAGGGGUUGAUUGCUUUCGACCGUGAGUGCAUGGCCAAGUAUGGAGAUGUCUGGGGGUUGUACGAGGGACGAUCACCAUUUUUGAUGGUGUCUGACCCUGAGAUCAUCAAAACGGUGAUGGUGAAGGAAUGCUACUCUGUGUUUACCAACCGCAGGGAAAAUACCGUGGGUGGACCUUUGGCUGAUGCAAUUACAUCCGUGAAGGAUGAAAGGUGGAAGAGAAUACGGAGCACUUUAUCACCGUGUUUCACCAGUGGACGACUGAAACAGGUUUUCCCCAUUGUCGCUCGCUACGCAGACCGACUCGCUGAAAAACUUGGACGGACAAAUUUGGAUGAACCUGUCGAUGUCAAACAAUUUGUGGCACCUUACAGUUUAGAUGUUGUGACCAGCGCAUCUUUCAGUGUUGAGGCAAAUGCCAUAAACGAUCCAGAUGACCCCAUUGUUGUUCAUAUCAAGAAGGUUAUGAACUUCAGAUUAUGGAUCUUUUUCUUAUUAAUGGUAUUUCCCUUUGGUUCCCGUCUGUUGAACCUCCUGAAGAUUGACAUCAUAUCCACACCCAGUGUGGAUUACUUCUACAACAUCAUCAAAAGAUUUAAAGAUGAGCAUCGUGAAGAUGAAUCUGUGCGAGCUGACUUCCUGCAGGUGAUGGUUCAGAACGAGAUACCAGAAACAGACAUAAAGAGCGAACACGACCAGCCAAGCAAAGGUUUGACUGAGCACGAGAUCCUUUCCCAGGCUUUCAUUUUCAUCUUUGGUGGCUAUGAGACCACCAGCACCACUCUCACUUACAUCCUUUACAAUCUGGCCAUCAACCCUGAAGCAUUGCAGACGCUGCAUGAAGAAAUCGAUGCCAACAUACCAAAAGAUGCUCCCAUUUCAUACGAGGACGUGGUCGGUCUCGAGUACCUGGACCAGGUUCUUUGUGAGUCACAGCGCUUGCUUCCCACUGCACCCCGGCUUGAGAGGAUGUGCAAGAAAACUGUCCAGGUACACGGCCUCACCAUCCCUGAAGGAACCAUGGUUGGGAUUCCUGUGCACAUGUUACACAUGGACCCGCGCUUUUGGAGCUCACCUGAGCUUUUCAGGCCAGAGAGGUUCAGUAAAGACAGCGGGGAGGAGGUGAACCCCUACACCUACAUGCCGUUCGGUCUCGGCCCUCGUAACUGUGUUGGGAUGCGCUACGCUCUCCUCACCAUGAAGAUGGUUCUUGUCCGUCUCCUGCAGAGUUACACUGUGGAAACAUGCAAAGACGCCGUGAUCCCGCUGGAGUUUGACUGGAAGUUCCAGCCGAUGAAGCCAGUAAAACUCCAGUUUGCUCGCAGACAACAGUAGUUAAAAAGGAAGCAUCUCAGAGUACACCUUAAUUAUGAAUUCCUAUUGAAAUCACUAUUUUGUAGUUGUUUUAAUGUGUUGUAACUACUGACAGGAUGGCAGAGGUGGGGGAUGACAUGACUCAAGUGACUGAUAAAACACUCCACUUGACUUUGACUUGGUAUCCAUGACUUGAGACUUGAGUUUGACCUGCUCGGCUCACGUUUGGGGACUUUGACAGUGUGUUAUUAUCUCCCCUGCUCUCUGACAGCAGCAGGUAUGUUAUGUGAGUGGUGUGUCGUUCAUCCUGACCAGAGGGCUCGGAGCAGGAGAGGAAGUAUUUAAAUUGUUUUAUCAGUUGUCAGUCAGUCGAGUCAGUUCAUAGGAGGACCCAAAUGCAGGCCAACAGGCAGAGUCUUUAACAAAACGCGAGCUUUAAUGUAGCUGAUGGAAAACAUCCAGCACAGGCAGGCAACUAAAAGUCCAAAUGAAAGCAGAACAAAAAAACAAACUGAACAGGGAUGAGCACAGGAAAAACGCAGGGAUGAAGGCAGGAACGACCAGAGAGUGCACUCAGGAAGAACACAGGAUCAACACAGAAAACUAAUCACAAGAACGAGACACAGCUGGAGUAGGAGGACACAACCAGGGUGGAGCAAACAAGACUACUACAGAACAGGUGUGAAGGGAAGACUCUGGGAACAGGGAAGGACUAACGAGCCAGGUGUGUCAGAAAACCGGCGGGAAAGCACACAAAGACAGGAAACAAAACCAGACACGACACAUGAGGAGAGAAUCUACAGAAUAAAACAGGAAGCAGAUUAAACAUGAACGAACAACAUGAACCAAGGAACACGAACAGAAACCUCUUCGACAAAGUCUAUAGGAUAACAGAAUAAGAACAAACCCAGGAUCAGGACACCAGUAAAAGCAACUGCAAAAUCUUAAUUUGUUAAAUAACCAGUAACUGAAGCUGUCAGAUAAAAGCAGUGGAGUAAAGGUUUACGGUGACAUGACAAGAAAAGAUUUGUACUGACAGUAUUUGAGCUCGUGUGUUCGGUUACAUUCCACCACUGAGUGCAGCUUAUGUUACAUUAUCUUUAUGAGUUUGUGAGCGUGACUUGACUCGUGAUAUGCUUGACUUAUAGCAAGGACUUUAGACAUGCUUAUGACAUCCACAUGUGUGACUUACUCCCACCUCUGCAGGAUGGCAAGUUUGCACAGAAAGUAUUUAUACUACCUAAACUCAUAGACUUAGCAUUUAAAGGGACAGUUCACCCUAAAAUAAAAAAUAUAUAUGUAAUUUUCCUCUUACCUGUAGUGCUGUUUAUCAGUCCAGAUUGUUUUGGUGUGAGUUGCUGAGUGUUGGAGAUAUUGGCCAUAGUCUGUCUGCCUGCCUUUGCUUUAACAUAAUAGAACCAGAUGGCACUCGGCUUGUGGUGCUAAAAGCAUCAAAAAAUACACUUGGAAAAACGCAGCAAUGUCUCUUUCCAGAAGUCGUGACCUGGUUACCCAAUAAUCCACAGACCUUGUUGUGAGCAGUUAUACGUAGGAAGUUACAUCCGCUAACCGAAUCAAUGUACAGCAGGAGUCCUGCAUCUACUCAUGGAUGAGAGGAAAACAUGUAUUUUUGAUUUGGGGGUGAACUGUCCUUUUAAAACUCAACGCACCUUUGCUACUGAAACAUACUCAUAAGAGACCUAUUUGUAAGGGGCAGAUUAUAGAAUAUAAAACAACUUGAUUCAAGCACCUAUUUAGUUUAAUUUUGCAUUAGCUCUGCAUCAGUGUAGAGGAUUUUAAUGCAAAAGUCUGUUAAUUGACACACUUAACUGCACAAGCUUUGUAAUCUAACAAAAUUACAACCCACUUCAUUGUCUGUCGCUGUAUUAUUGAUGGGUAUUUGUCUCCCCCUAGUGGCUGGUUUAGCUUCAUCUGAAACACUCUGGUGACCAACUUUAAUGAGUUUUAGUUUAACUUUUAAGACUUUACCUCUCAUUAUUUUAAAAAAGAAUGUCAAAAUGGGAUGUCAGAUGCAAACAUUUUUAUCUAGUAGAUGAUUCACACUCAAUUUUGAGUCCAAUCAAGCUGCAUGUUUCUGUAAUGCAGCCCUAACAAACCAAAGUACCUGCAAAAACCACAUGGACACUCAGAGUACAUACAGACUUCACUUAUAACGAGUCAGGGCCAAGAAUCAAACUCACUGUCUCACUGAGAGCGUGCAUAUAGAGAGGGGAUUUGUUCUGUGGCCAACCUAAAAUACAGUCUGAAACAGGGGUGUUAAACUCAUUUUAGUUCACGGGCCACAUAGAGCCCAAUGUGAUCUCAAAGCAAAGUCAUCCAGUGGGCCGGAUUGGACCCUUUGGUGGGCCGGUUCUGGCCCCCGCUCCGUAAAAGUUUCUCCAUGUUCACUAAGGUUAAAUGUUAUCAUCUGAAGUAUACAAAACAUGAAAUAACUGAUGUUAGGGCAGAGACUGCGCAUUACAAAGAGGAGGUACAUUUCUGGCAGACUGAAAGGAUGUCUACCUCACUAUAACUUUUGUAGGAAAAGUAGAAACUUCUCCAUAUCCUCCAAGGUUAGCUUUGAUAUGUUGUAAAAUGAAAUUCAUCAUACACCAAGCUGAAUCAUUUUCCUAUAAAUCACACAUAUGCUGGUGUCAUGAGAAAUGUCACCGUGUGUGUCUUUGCUUUAACACUGCUUCUGUUUUGUGUUAAAAAACAAAGUCCUGAAAAUAUUUUUUUUGUACCAGCCAUCAGUUGAAAUGUGCAAAAAUUAUCUGCCGUGUCUACUACCUACUAUCUGCUACCAUCUAUAGUAUUUCCAAAAUAAAACACUUGACGGUAAGGCA